Molecule: messenger RNA, 4285 nt
Organism: Myxocyprinus asiaticus (Chinese sucker)
Lineage: Eukaryota; Metazoa; Chordata; Actinopteri; Cypriniformes; Catostomidae
Product: F-box/LRR-repeat protein 7-like
Exons: 5
Coding region: 422-1747 (441 amino acids)
Biological process (GO): SCF-dependent proteasomal ubiquitin-dependent protein catabolic process
Cellular component (GO): SCF ubiquitin ligase complex
Molecular function (GO): protein binding
Source: RefSeq, a predicted model, not a curated record
AGCGUUUUGGGGUUGCAUACUGCCGAAGUGGAGUAUUUUGCUGUAAAGUAUUUCUGGGGCUUGGCAUUUGACCCCAGUCCAGACCAGGGGUGUAAAGUAAUUAAAUAAAAAUACUAAAGUAUUAUACUUACUAUCAUUUUCUUUCAUCUUACUGGACUGAAGCCGCCUUUUCACUGCAUCUGACAAAUGACAGAUAAUAGACUAGAGGCCAGUCUUUUUAAAUGGAGUGUCGCACUGCGGGUGUGUGGAGUUUCAACCAUCUGCAGAUGCAUCAUUUCGGAUUUGAUUUGAGCUUCGGUGUGACCACCCGAUUGAAUGAAAGGGUAGUUCCAGUAUCUCUUCCGACGUGAGCUCGAGCACUGAUCACACACCCACAAAAGCUCCCAAGAAUGUGGCUACCAGUGAAGAUUCGGACCUGAGCAUGAGGAAACUUAGCACUCCCAGUCCCGCUCUCAUUCUGAACUCAAACCCUUCCUCUCUUCCCCCUCAAACGGUCCCCAAUGGCCACGAAACAUCUUCCUCUUCUUUUGUCCCCGGUGAAACAGUUGCCAUGGUGCACCUUCCUUCUGGGACAUGCUCACGGCCUUCCAAAGCUCCUCACACCACACUCAUUGAUGUCCUGCCCGACCCCAUUCUCCUGCACAUCCUCUCGUUCCUCUCUACCCCUCAGCUGUGCCGCUGCGCUCGAGUGUGCCGUCGGUGGUAUAACCUUGCCUGGGAUCCACGGCUCUGGAGUAGUAUCCGUCUAACUGGAGAGCUGCUACACGCUGACCGGGCCCUGAAAGUGCUCUCCCAUCGGUUAUGUCAGGAUACUCCCAAUGUUUGUCUGACCCUGGAGACAGUCGUAGCUAGUGGCUGCUGGAGGCUUUCUGAUCGUGGGCUUCGUGUUAUAGCUCAGUGCAGUCCAGAGCUGCGGCGUCUGGAAGUUGCUGGCUGUUAUAAUGUGUCCAACAAUGCUGUGUUUGACGUGGUAUCCCAGUGUCCCAAUCUGGAGCACUUGAACGUAUCAGGCUGCCCUAAAGUGACCUGUAUCAGCCUGACUCAAGAGGCCUCUCUUCAGCUCACCCCACUACACGGACAACAGAUUGGCUUGCGUUACCUGGACAUGACAGACUGUGUGUCCCUGGAGGAUGAAGGCUUGAGGACCAUCGCCUUUCACUGCCCACGUCUCACGCACCUCUUCCUUCGGCGCUGCAUCCGCCUAACAGAUGAUUCCCUGCGACAGUUAGCACUGCACUGCACCUCUUUACGUGAGCUUAGCCUUAGCGACUGCCAUCUAAUGGGAGACUUUGGCUUGCGUGAAGUUGCCCGCCUGGAGGGCCGCCUACGCUACCUAAGCGUAGCACAUUGUAUGCGCAUUACAGAUGUUGGAUUGCGCUAUGUAGCACGCUACUGUCCGCGGCUACGUUACCUGAAUGCACGGGGCUGUGAGGGGCUAACAGACCAGGGUUUGAGCCACUUAGCUCGUAGCUGCCCCAGACUGCGAUCUCUUGAUGUUGGCCGUUGUCCGCUCGUGUCAGACAACGGGCUGGAAGUGUUGGCACGCUCCUGCGAGGGGCUUCGACGGUUAAGUCUGAGGGGAUGCGAGAGUGUGACAGGGAGAGGGCUAACGGUGCUAGCGGUGGGAUGCCCCGAGUUGCAGUUACUGAAUGUACAGGAGUGCGAGGUGCCACCUGAGGCCCUUCGACUAGUCAGACAGCACUGCAGACGUUGUGUAAUAGAACACACCAUACCUGCUUUCUACUGAGGAGGCAGGUUGGGAUGCCAGGGAUGUGGACCCCUGACAAGUGGAUGUUUAUACCCAGUGCCUUUCAAUGACUGUAUAAUGAAAUGCUACAUGGUUACUAUGUCUCAAAACCUAGUGAACUGACUCGCUGUGUACAGCCAGAGAUCUUCUAUACAGAGAUAACAACCUCCAUGUUUUUAACAUUGGAGAGAGCGUAAUGGUCAACUAGCGUGUUACAACAGUAAGUCACCAUUUGCAGAUACCAGACAAAUUAAUGGGGAGAGCCGCAAACUGACACCUACCUGUCGCAAAAUUGUCCAUGUCUUCUCUUAUAAAACAGCAAUUUUAUUGUAAUAAUCUCCACACAUAGUUCAUUCCAAAAGGACUGUUUAAUGUAAAACAUAUUAAAGAUUAGCAGACAGGCAGUCAGUUCGUUAAAUGAUGAGCUGUUUCCUCACAAAAGCUGUUUAUUCAGCUUAAUGAAGCAUCUCCUCCAUAGACAUCCAUUAAAAAAAUGGCGUCUUGUCUCCUCGCCAGUGUACCACCUAUAGAAUGUCUAUGGGACAAUCGCGUUAUGCUAUUUUAGGCUAAGCUUGUAGGCUCCCCUAUGUAGAAGGGUUCGGGUACAGCCUACAUGGACAACUGUCUACGUAAAACAAAUUCCAAUUGAAAUGGACACACAUAAGUAACCAUUUUGAGAUAUCUUUUAUUAGUAAUGUAAGCGUAAGCGUAGUUAUAGCAAGAAGAUCUCGGAAUUCAUUCUAUUAGGCAUCUCAUCCAAUCACAAUACAGCCUCCGCUUUAUAAGCCAGCUCAGCUGCUUCUCAUUGUUGGCUUACUUCCAUUGUUUUCACCCCCCUCCACCCCAUCACCACCAGUUUAGGUCCCGUCCUGGGUGGGGGUAUGCUCUGAUCCCCUGAAGUCAUCGCUUCCGGCAGGAUCCGACGGUUCAAGCAAGCAUCAGAGCAUUGAACUGUAGGAAGGGGCUUAUGCCAAAUGAUAUAAAUUCAUAUUAAUCCCAAUAAUCCGGAGUCUUUUCUGAUAGAAACUUCAUUAUAGGUCACUCCUGCAUGUCACUCAAAUAACGCAUCUCACUGUGCAAUAUUCACAUUUAAUUCUGACUUUAGCAUGUAGAUAGGCUAAGCUAAUGUGCUAAUGUCAGCAUUAAAAAUAUGUAGCCCACACAAAACUGGGUGAACUAAUUUUACAUUUUUAACUACUAGGAAUUAUUUCAUAUUGAUACUCUUACAAAUAUAUUUAUAAUCAAUAUGGAUAUUGCCAGUGAAGCACAAAAAUUGGUUGUCCAGUCAGGCAGUGCCCUUGGUUUUAAGACACAGUCUUAAGCAUAUAAUGGUGCUUCUUUACUAACAAAGAAUAACCAAAAAGUAUCAUGGUAAUACCAUGGUAUUUUCAAUAGGAAAGAAUAUAAUUAAAGUACUUUAGUGUACCAUGUAAAUAUUAUGGUACUAUGGUAAUCAGUGAUAUGGUACAUGUGAAAGUACCAUGGUAGUGCCUUCUGAUACCAUCACUGUACUAUGCUACCACCACAAUAUUUUUGUAAGAUUGCAUCUUUAAAAGAACUACAUUAUGUAUAUAAUAGUAUUGAUCACAUGAAAGAGAUGCGAUAUUGUCACUGUACAACAUUAAGCUGCUUUUUGGGUUGACUAAUGGUUUUUUAUUUCAUUUUAUUUAUCUACAAUAGCCCUUUAGCAGGUUGACUAUGUACAGUAUGUCCAUUACAUGGUUACAUUUAAAACUUCUCAUAGUAUUAUUGAGAACAUACAUUCAAGUGUGUUAAAACUUUAAGUAUAUCGGAUUUUCCCAGUCUCCCUUUGAAAAGAGAUAUCUAAUUCUAAGAGAUCACAUUUGUUAAUUAAAAUGAGUAAAAAUGUGGAUAUUAGCACUUUAAAAGGCAUGUAUGGUAAUCACAAUGUUGUUUUAAUAUCUAAAACAAUCUUUUAUUUCAUAUUUCACAGUGGUCAUGAUUAAAGGAGAUUUAUAAAUUAGUCUCAAGGUCUUAAUCUUGCUGCUAAAAGACUCAAUAAAGGGCUACUUAUUUAAAAUGAUUGAAAUUAUGUUCUUUUAAUGGACUUUAUAAAUCCAACAUCAAGAUUUCAGGUUCAAAUUUAUAUGAAUGAAUAAGGGAAAGUAUAUAUCUUACCCAGAUAGCAAGAAGAUCUGGGCCAAAUAUGGCUUGUUUUUGGCGCUUCUGGUUUGGUUCUGGCAGUGAAAUUUUAGCACCUUUGUGUUAAAUAGCAUUUGGCUGAAGUCUGGUGUGAGUCCGGUCAACCAAAAGAAACAAAGCAAAGACAGACAUUCGUUUGGCUGAACAUUGGCUUGAGUCUAGCCAAUGAAAAUUGGCUGAGAUCUGGAGUGAGUCUGGUUUGCCAAAUGAAGAAAAAGGCAUGCUGUCGGCUGAAUUGUGGCAUAAAUAAACACGAGGAGACGCGCUUUCGGCUUAUUUGUGGCUGGCUUGAGUCUGUGUUUACAAGAAAUGAGAAUCAGCUUAUCAUGUUCAACCUUUCAAUGGCCUCAAUUGAUCUCCAGCUACAUGAUGAAA